AUGAUUCUCAUGACCAGGAAGUUACCCUGAAAUAGGAUAUAUGGGAAGAGAUGGUUUAGUGCAGGGGUUGAGGCAAUAGAGCAAGCAAGAAAAGUUAUGAAGCUUUGUUCAGAUCAAAAAAUUUGUGAUGAUGUACUUAAGAAAGCAUACCUUGAAAAAGCUAAAUUGUAUCAUCCUGAUAGAGGAGAAGGGGGAUCGGAUGAAAAGUUCAAGCAGUUGCAAGAGGCUUUCGAAACCUUGAAAAAGCUUCCAGAGCAUCAAAGAACAAAUCAAAAUGAAAAAUAUGAGGAAUAUUUCAAGCACACUUAUUCCCCAAAACAAAAGCAAUAUUAUGAUGAAAAACGUCGACAAGAAUAUGAAAAAUGGAGAAGAGAUAACUUUUUAAGAUAUAAUCAACAAAAGCACGAGGAAUUCCUUAGUCAACGAUACCGAAUGAAUCAGUCUUUACACUCAGAUUUUACACAGAGAAGACACGAUUUGAAUUCUUCAGGACAUUUUCAUAGCUCUACUGGUACAAAUGAGGGAUCUCCGUCUGAGCAGAUUCCAAAGAAGAACACUUUCAAGACAAAUAAUCUCUUAGUUGCUUUUGUGUUCAAUCGAAAAUUCAGAAGCAGAUUCAUAUGGCGCUAUAGAGAAGAAAUGUUCUGUUUUAUGAUCUGAUUCGCCAUUGUUGCUAAUCUCAUAUUCUACCGUGGGCUAACCAAGAAGGAGAGAUUGGAUGAAAAGAUCAUACCCGAUCGCAAAGUAAAGCAGUAG
Messenger RNA from Moneuplotes crassus, 756 nucleotides. Lineage: Eukaryota; Ciliophora; Spirotrichea; Euplotida; Euplotidae. The record is from the annotation of a GenBank genome assembly.